Molecule: messenger RNA, 4396 nt
Organism: Silurus meridionalis
Lineage: Eukaryota; Metazoa; Chordata; Actinopteri; Siluriformes; Siluridae
Gene: edem3
Product: ER degradation enhancer, mannosidase alpha-like 3
Exons: 21
Coding region: 983-3637 (884 amino acids)
Biological process (GO): carbohydrate metabolic process; mannose trimming involved in glycoprotein ERAD pathway; endoplasmic reticulum mannose trimming
Cellular component (GO): endoplasmic reticulum; membrane
Molecular function (GO): mannosyl-oligosaccharide 1,2-alpha-mannosidase activity; calcium ion binding
Source: RefSeq, a predicted model, not a curated record
CGGAUGUUGACGACUACAUUGAAAGAGCUACCAGCAUCCGGUUAUUAGCGGUUAGUCGGGGCGAUUGUCAUAAAGGGUCCAGGUUUAUUUGCUUUCUUCCGAACUAAUGGAAACCACUCGAAAUAAGGACGGGUUGUAAGCUCCAGGAGUCGGAUUCCGACCCAAAAACGUUCGAGAUUUCGAAGAAGAAAGAAAAAAAAUUGGCUCCAAAACAACAGCUGGAUGGAAACAAGCAAAGAACUGUCAUCUUGUGGGGAGCGUUAACUGGCGCCGCAAAAGGAUGUCAAUUACAGUUUUCCACUCGUAGAUUUCUAUUAUAGGUUUUUCUAAUUCAUAAUGCGGUCCAAAUUCUUACUCUCGUUGACUUUUAACCCGAUGUCAAAAGAUGUGUGUUUUGGUAUUGGGUCAGCUUGACAGGAUUAUUUAUACACCACAAACCCAAAAGUAGUAAUUAAAUUCUAGAAAGUAGUGUUUUUCCUUUGAGAUUAGAUUUUGGGUUGGGGGUGAACACAGCAUCAGAAAGGUGAAGGUGUUCUUAUGGUUUAUCUGCAUCUUCUUUAAAUGUGUAUCUGUGAUUAAAUUGUGUAGGGUUUGUGCGUAAUAAUCAUGCCAGGGUGUCAGGUGGGUUACGCCGGGUCAAGGUCAGGUUCAGGGUCUGGGUCCGGGUCCGGGUGUAGGCGCAGGUGACCGAGGCAGGCAGGUGUACUGAAUCUGACGGGUAAUAAUUUAGUUUUAAAGAUUAUGUUUACUGUUUAUGAUUCGAUUCGACUCGGAAUAUUGACGGACAAAACAGUCCGGGUUUGAGAACUCCAGAUUCGCAUUCGUGACAUUGUUAUUUAGCAUAAUCUUGCCAUUUAUUUAUUUAUUUAUUUAUGGUGCUGAGCGUUUGUAAAAGUGCUGAGAAGCAGACAUGAGUCCAAACCCACCAUUGUAGGGUGUUAAAGUUAAUAACGGGGAUUUUAGACUCCUUCGUCAGACGACGAUGUCACCUGUUUACCUGCUGCUGAUCCUGAUCGGGUUCUCCGGCCGGCUCUCGCAAAGCAUGAGCAGAGAGGAAAAGCUCAAGCUGAGAAAUCAAGUGCUGGAGAUGUUUGACCACGCUUAUCAGAAUUACAUGGACCACGCCUAUCCAGCAGAUGAGCUGAUGCCUUUAACAUGUCGAGGUCGAGUACGAGGUCUGGAGCCAAGUCGAGGUGAUGUGGAUGAUGCUUUGGGAAAGUUUUCUCUCACCCUCAUUGACACUCUCGACACGCUUGCGCUCUUGAAUAAAAGCAAGGAGUUUGAGGAAGCGGUGAAGCGUGUAGUGAAGGAUGUACGACUGGACAAUGACAUUGUCGUGUCUGUGUUUGAGACCAACAUCCGAGUGCUUGGAGGGCUGCUGGGAGGUCAUGCUAUGGCGGUGAUGUGGAAAGAGAGAGGACAGCACAUGCAGUGGUAUCAGGACGAGCUACUAAACAUGGCUAAAGACCUGGGACUGAGACUUCUGCCUGCUUUCAACACCAGCAGCGGCCUGCCCUACCCCCGAAUCAAUUUGCGUCAUGGGGUUCAGGGUCCUGAGACUCGGACAGGCACAGAGACCGACACCUGCACCGCCUGUGCAGGGACCAUCAUCCUGGAGUUUGCCGCGUUGAGCCGCUAUACCGGAGAUCCCAUAUUCGAGGCCCAUGCACGGAGAGCUCUCGACUUCCUGUGGGAAAAGAGACAGAGGAACAGCAACCUGGUGGGAACAACCAUUAAUAUCCACUCGGGGGAGUGGGUGCGCAGAGACAGUGGUGUAGGAGCUGGGAUCGACUCGUAUUACGAGUACCUGUUGAAGGCGUACGUUCUGCUGGGAGACGACCAGUUACUUCAGCGUUUUAAUAUACAUUACGCGUCUAUAAUGAAGUACAUCAGCCAGCCUCCACUGCUCCUGGACGUACACAUUCACAAACCCCUGCUGCCCGCACGCACUUGGAUGGAUUCCCUGCUUGCGUUCUUCCCCGGCCUGCAGGUUCUGAAAGGAGACAUCCGUCCGGCUAUAGAAACACAUGAAAUGCUGUAUCAGGUUACCAAGAAACACAACUUCCUACCCGAGGCGUUCACUACGGAUUUCAGGGUUCACUGGGCGCAACAUCCACUAAGACCCGAGUUUGCAGAGAGCACCUAUUUCCUUUACAAGGCCACCAGGGACCCGUAUUACCUGGAGGUGGGACGCACCGUUCUGGAAAACCUGAACCGUUUCGCUCGUGUCCCCUGCGGCUUUGCCGCCAUGAAGGAUGUGAGGACAGGAAGCCAUGAGGACCGCAUGGACUCGUUUUUCCUGGCUGAGAUGUUUAAAUAUCUGUUCCUGCUCUUCGCCGAGGAGGUGGAUCUACCCUUCGACGUUGAGGACUACAUCUUUACCACCGAGGCUCACCUUCUCCCCUUAUCACUCUCGAUCACGUCACGCUCACACCCACCCCCUGCAGGCAACUCAACAGUACUGCAUGAGAGGGAUUCGACAGAGUUGGACGACUCAAACUUUGAAUGGACCUGCCCCAACACGCAUCUCCUUUUCCCAGACCCCGCCUACCCACGGAACCUUCGGGAGCCAAUCAGGAGUGCGGUGGACAAGAGUUGUCCCCGCCCUGCUCUCCCUCGAGAGACAGGAGUGGGUCGUGCUCCGCUCCGAGCUCAGGACUUCGUGGCUAAUAAUCUCGAGCACCUGGAGCUGCUGAAGAGGAUGGGGGUCACGCUGAUCCACCUGAAGGACGGCAGAGUGCAGUUGGUUCAGCACGCUGCUCAGGCGGUGAGUGCCGUAGCUGCUGAGGACGGCAUGCGCUUCAUGCAGGAGAUGAUGGAGCUCUCCAGCCAGCAGCAGAGAGAGCAGCUUCCACCUCGCGCGGUACAGAUCAUCUCGCACCCCUUUUUCGGCAGAGUGGUACUGACCGCGGGGCCUGCGCAGUUCGGAACGGACCUUUCCAAGAAAAACUUAGGGGUGCGUGGUUUCGUGGCUCUGGCCGAGCCGUACUCCGGUUGUGCCGAGUUGAGCAACGGCGAGUUCGUGGCCGGCCGCAUCGCUCUGCUGCAGAGGGGACAGUGUAUGUUUGCUGAGAAAGCCAGAAACAUUCAAAAGGCUGGAGCUAUUGGAGGAAUCGUCAUCGACGAUAACGAGGGCAGCAGCAGUGACACGGCGCCGCUCUUCCAGAUGGCAGGAGACGGCAGGAGCAUUGACGACAUCGCUCUGCCGGUCCUCUUCCUGUUCCAUAAGGAAGGGAACAUCCUGCUCGAAGCCCUGAAGGAGCACAAGGAGGUGGAGGUGCUGCUCAGCGAGAAAGCACGAGACAGAGAAGCCAUAUUUAAGGGAAAAGCCCUGCCGGGCACCCUGUUGGAUGGCAGUGGAGACGAAAUGGAAGAAGCUGAGGAGGAGGCGGGCUGCUCUGAAGAUGAACACGGUCACCCCGCCCCCUCUUUAACACCUGACCAAUCACAAUCCACCACUCAGGACCAAGAGGUAGCAGGUGAGGGGACAGAAAAGCAGAAGGAGGGACUUAGCAACGACGUACCUCUGACUGGGGAGGAGGAGCCUGUAGAGGACGACCAAUCGGUGGACUCGUUGAUGGCCGAUUGGCAGGAGGACUUAGAGGCGUUUAAGCAGAUGGAGGAGGAUGAACUUUGACCUCCAGGGACAGGUAGCAGAGCAGAGCCAUAAUAAUUUAAAGGAGUAUAAAAAAGGAGACGCUACAUGCCACACCUUGCGUGCAGGACAGAAGACAAAGGCGUCAUUCUCAGGUGCUUUUUUUGGGAGCAGAAACGCUCGCCUGUGCAAAACGGACAUUCUUUAACGUUCACUUGCAACCAAAACUCAAGACCAAACUGUCUCAUCUCGUCUUGUCUUAUUAUGUCUUAAUGUAUGUCUUUCUUUUUUCAAAUCGCUGGUUAUGAAUCCAUGGUGUUGAGGACGUUAAAUUGAAGUGAUUUGCAGACUGAUCAGAAGCGACCGGAGCUAGUUUACACAGCUAUUACGGUUGUACAUUGAGAAAAAAAAAAUCCGGAUAAAUCUGGAAACGAUUGAAUGAACCCUUUGGAAUGAUUUGACUGUAUGUAUAUAUGUGUUUGAUGUACGUUCGUGUUUUUUUUUGUGUGUUUCCGUCAUUUUUCGAACUUGAGCAUUAAUGAGACCUCGUGUGUGUGUGUGUGUGUUUGUGAGGGAGACAAAAAGGCACAAACUGGAAAGAUACACAACUUGUUGCCGAAACACACCUUCAUCCUCCAGAGGGCGCCAUUUUCAUACCACUCACUGACUGACUACAGGAACCAGGAGCUAAAAAAAUCUUUUUUUUAGAAAUGUGGCGAUAUGAAGAAAUUUGUACUAACAGGUGGAAAUCCGUGCACUGUGUGCAAUAAAUAGUCAAAGGGCGUGAUUGAUUUUACGGGA